AUGGCAAAGCAGGAUUUCGAAGUCAUCGACUACUUUGGACCUGUUGUCGUAGCUGCAAUUUUUGGUGUCACACUAUUUCUGAUUUCAUUCUUCAUCAUUAACUUCUUCUGCAUCAGCAAAUACGAUGACUUUACGCAUCUUUUCGAUUAA
This is a messenger RNA of Cylicostephanus goldi, 150 nucleotides long. Lineage: Eukaryota; Metazoa; Nematoda; Chromadorea; Rhabditida; Strongylidae. The record is from the annotation of a GenBank genome assembly.